This is a messenger RNA of Drosophila serrata, 2484 nucleotides long. RefSeq names its product TGF-beta receptor type-1 babo (gene babo). The record is from RefSeq and is a predicted model, not a curated record. Gene Ontology annotation, molecular function: transmembrane receptor protein serine/threonine kinase activity; ATP binding. Gene Ontology annotation, cellular component: signaling receptor complex; plasma membrane. Gene Ontology annotation, biological process: cellular response to growth factor stimulus; protein phosphorylation; cell surface receptor protein serine/threonine kinase signaling pathway. Lineage: Eukaryota; Metazoa; Arthropoda; Insecta; Diptera; Drosophilidae.
AUGUUAUCUGUGCACCGGCUAAUCUUCCUGGGCGCUCUGCUCGCUGCCGCCGUAGUCGCCUCCCCCAUCGAAUGGGUGCUGGACACUAGCCAGAAUGGCUCCCGGACUGCUGUCGAGCCCGCCAUUGCAUCUCGCGUCAAUGCCAAAUGGCAGCCGACCAGGGCGCCAGCGGUAAGGGCGGCAAACGGAACAGCUGGCCCGGCUUAUCACUCGCCAUCGUCGUCGCUGUCCGCUGAUAACAAUCAUGACAACAACAGCAACAACAGCAGUGCUGUAGCCAUGCUGCUGCCGCAAGACGGUGACGGACCUGGAGCUCUUGCUACGGCCGCUGCCACCCAGCUGCCCGUCUACGUUGCCCAGCCUAGCGCGAAGAAGCCAGAAAUACUUAUCAAGUGCCACUGCGACAUCUGUAAAGAAACGAACCAUAUAUGCGAGACGGAUGGCUUCUGCUUCACGUCGGUGGAGAAGAACGCGGACGACACUAUACUCUUCAGUUUCAGAUGCCUGCACGCAGGCCACUUGCCACCCGAAGAUCCGACCUCGUGCAAAGUCAAUUCGCUGACAGCCGCCACAAAGUGCUGCAACACAGACAUGUGCAAUACGCGUGAGAAUUACAGUGGUGUCCUACCAGAUCUUAUGCCUUCACGACACCUGAGCAGUUGGGAGUUGGUGGGCAUCAUCGUGGGAGUCACAUUGUUCAUCUGUGUCUCAGGUACCAGUUCCUGGUAUUAUUGUCAACGCCGCAAGCUGGCCAGCGGCAGGCCGUUUGCCAAGGAGGAUUCGGUGUACGAUCCUACUGAAUGGAACACAACCAUUCACGACAUUAUAGAGAUGACGACAUCUGGUUCGGUUCGGGUGAGUUCCAUGGCGGUGUCUGCCGUCUACAUCCUUCAACCCGGAGCUAAUUUCGUGUGCUUCUUUUCAGCUGGGCUGCCUCUGUUGGUGCAGCGUUCCAUUGCACGCCAGGUGCAGCUGUGCCAUGUGAUCGAAGGACGGUUUGGCGAGGUCUGGCGUGGACGCUGUGGUGAGAACGUUGCGGUCAAGAUCUUCUCCAGCCGAGAGGAAUUCUGGUUCCGCGAAGCGGAAAUCUAUCAGACGGUAAUGCUUCGGCACGAGAACACUGGCUUUAUAGCUGCGGACAACAAGGACAAUGGAACCUGGACCCAGCUGUGGUUGGUUACCGAUUACCAUGAAAACGGAUCGCUCUUUGACUAUCUGACCACGCACACGGUGGACACCAACACCAUGCUGAACAUGUCGCUGAGCAUUGCUACGGGUCUGGCCCAUCUGCACAUGGAUAUUGUGGGCACGCGCGGCAAGCCGGCCAUAGCCCACCGCGAUCUCAAGUCAAAGAACAUACUGGUCAAGUCAAACCUGAGCUGUGCCAUUGGCGAUUUGGGUUUGGCCGUGCGACACGUAGAAAAGGAUGACUCAGUGGAUAUACCCUCAACGCAUCGUGUCGGCACUAAGCGAUACAUGGCACCUGAGGUGCUGGACGAGAGCAUGAAUGCCCAGCACUUUGAUUCGUACAAGCGGGCGGAUGUGUACGCCUUUGGCCUGAUACUCUGGGAGAUUGCACGACGCUGCAACAUGGGCAUGAUCUACGAUGAGUACCAAUUGCCCUACUACGACGCCGUGCAGCCGGAUCCCAGCAUCGAGGAGAUGAAGAAGGUCGUUUGUAUUGAAAAGAGUCGACCGAAUAUUCCAAAUCGUUGGCACGCCUCCGACGUUCUCCACAAUAUGGCCAAGGUGAUGAAGGAGUGCUGGUACCCCAACCUGGCCCGCCUAACAGCGCUACGCAUCAAAAAGACACUCGCCAGCAUCAGUGUGGAGGACAAGGUCAAGAACUGAUUGUGGCUCUAGUUCGACGAGGAGGAUUGGAAGUAAGCGUACAUUAGUAACCUGUAACCUGGCCCCGUGUUACCUUAAAUGUCCUGGCAGCGCCUGCGAAGCAGUUCCAGAAAUACAAAGAAAUUUGUAAAUAUUAAGUGCUAACUCAUCUUUAACGUUUCCCAUGCUUUGCUUUGUUAUUAGUUUCGCGUUCUGAACUAUUGUACAUAACCUUCGUUGACAUUUCCCCCGAGAUUCGCUCGUUUCCGGGCAGCGUGAGCAGGGCGGCGCACCAAAGGAAACUGCCGCACUGCCAUUAAAGCUACCAAUUAGGGCCUAGUUGUAUGCCAUCAAGCCAACAUUUUAUACAACAUAUAUUUUUUAUAAAUCCUGUUCCAGCUAACGAAACGAAACGAUAAAUACAAAACGAGAAAUACAGUAAGACUUUGUCAAGACUGAGCAGCAGUGGAAAGCAGUGAAAACCAAGCCCAAAAAAAGAGAAAAAAUAAAAAGCAGCCACAACCAAGAACAUCAGAGAGAGAUUUAAAAAAUUGUAGCUCUAAAACCAACAAAACACUCAGGAAAUCGUAAAGUAAAAUAAAGUAAAAAAAUAAGUAAAAAUUUAUUCAAUUUGGUGCGCCGCCCGCUUGCGUG